GCGCUACCUCAAAAGGCUACUUGUGGCUCGCUUUGAAAAUACCCGAAGAAGGAUGAACCGGAAGCAACCAUUUUCUGCAGAUGUUUUGAACCAAAAUCGUGCAAAAUCAAAACAUCUAAAUGUGAAAUCAAAUGUUUUAUUUUCUCAUGCAGUGGUUGGACAUUAUUUCUCUACUCUACCCGGUUUUUCUGUAAGUGUCUCGCCCAACGCGAUCCCCAGUCAUCAUGGACAGUCACAGUGAGGUAUCAGACCUCGACCCAGCCCCUGGCCCUGAAAGACCUGUAGGACCCAUGAUGGAGGGGGACAACGCACCUGUCUACUGUGUAUCAGACCUCGACCCAGCCCCUGGCCCUGAGAGACCUUUAGGACCCAUGAUGGAGGGGGACAACGCACCUGUCUACUGUGUAUCAGACCUCGACCCAGCCCCUGGCCCUGAGAGACCUUUAGGACCCAUGAUGGAGGGGGACAACGCACCUGUCUACUGUGUAUCAGACCUCGACCCAGCCCCUGGCCCUGAGAGACCUUUAGGACCCAUGAUGGAGGGGGACAACGCACCUGUCUACUGUGUCUGUCGCAAACCUGACAUCAACUGCUUCAUGAUUGGUUGCGACUGCUGUAACGAGUGGUUUCACGGUGACUGCAUCGGCAUAUUGGAGAAGGCAGCUAAAGUCAUUCGGGUGUGGUACUGUGAGAAAUGUCGCGCCAAAGACGGGACCCUGGAGAUAAAGUAUCGUCCCAAGAAGACCAAGGAGAAGACGGAGAAGGAGACGGGAGACCAGGAGAAGACCGAGAAGGAGAAGGAGACGGGAGACCAGGAGAAGACCGAGAAGGAGACGGGAGACCAGGAGAAGACGGAGAAGGAGACGGGAGACCAGGAGAAGACAGAGAAGGAGAAGGAGACGGGAGACCAGGAGAAGACCGAGAAGGAGACGGGAGACCAGGAGAAGACCGAGAAGGAGACGGGAGACCAGGAGAAGACCGAGAAGGAGACGGGAGACCAGGAGAAGAUGGAGAAGCAGCAUCACACUCUAGACCUGAAUAUAGAACACCGCCGAGGGUCCCGGGUGAAGCGUUCCGCCCGUAUGUGUGGAGAGUGUGAGCCGUGCAGGAGGACUGAGGACUGUGCUCAGUGUGAUUUCUGUAAAGACAUGAAGAAGUUUGGAGGACCCAAUAAGAUCAGACAGAAGUGCAGACUCAGGCAGUGUGACGUCCGAGCUCGGAAAAUGCUUCGUGUAAAGGAUGAGGAGUUUGCCCUGUCUGUUCGGGGGGCCAGAGGGAGUCUGAGAAGAGGAGGGCCUCUGUUUGAUGACUACAGUGAGAAUGAGAUGGAGCUCUACCAGCAAUACAAGGCUGCAGGCUACGAGGAUAACAAUAUGCUAUGGCAUAGUGAUGAUGAGGAAGCGGCCUUUGACCCCGUGCAGAGGAAGAGGGCUGUGAAGGUCAAGCACGUCAAGAGACGAGAGAAGAGAUGGGACAAGAAGGACAAGAAAGAGAAAGAGGUGCGUCGCCACAAGCAGAAGCAGAAGCAUCGUGAGCGAGUGAAGCACAGUGAGAGGGGUGGCGGGGGCGGUGGCGAGGCUCGGGGGGACGGUGGUGGAGGAGGAGGAGGUGGGAUGAGACAGUGUUUGGGACCAGGGUGUGUGGAGGUUGCCAGGGCCGGCUCCAAAUACUGCUCAGAGGACUGCGGCAUGAAACUGGCUACCAAUCGUAUCUAUGAGAUCUUGCCUCAGCGGAUACAGCAGUGGCAGCAGUCUCCCUGUAUAGCCGAGGAGCAAGGCAAGAAGCUUCUGGAGCGAAUCAGGAGAGAUCAGCAGUCAGCCCGCCUGAGACUCACGGACAUGGAGAAACGCUUCCACGAGCUGGAGGGGAUCAUCGCCAAGGCCAAGCAACAGGUGGUGCAACAGGACGAAGAGGUGAAUGAGGCAGAAGGGGACACAGAUACAGACCUGCAGAUAUUCUGUGUGUCCUGCAGUCACCCCGUCAACCCCAAGGUGGCGCUAAGACACAUGGAGAGAUGCUAUGCCAAGUACGAGAGCCAGACGUCUUUUGGCUCCAUGUACCCCACACGCAUCGAAGGUGCAACCAGAUUGUUCUGUGACGUAUACAACCCACAGAGUAAAACCUACUGUAAGAGACUGCAGGUGUUGUGUCCUGAACACUCAAGAGACCCGAAGGUUACUGUGGACGAGGUGUGUGGCUGUCCCCUGGUGAGAGACGUCUUCCAGCCCACAGGAGAGUACUGCCGGGUGUCGAAACGCAAGUGUAACAAGCAUUACUGCUGGGAGAAACUGAGGAGGGCUGAGGUGGACCUGGAGAGAGUCAGAGUGUGGUACAAGCUGGACGAGCUCUUUGAGCAGGAGAGGAACGUCCGAACAGCCAUGACCAAUAGAGCAGGUCUCCUGGCCCUCAUGCUGCACCAGACCAUCCAGCACGACCCUAUAACCACCGACCUCCGCACCGCCAAGGAUAGGGGAUUGGACAGGUGAACUACAGACCCCAGAUGACCAAGCCUCAGAACCAUGUGGAGACGUCAAAACUCAUUUUGAAUAAAUAUUAACUGAUUUAUCGGU
Molecule: messenger RNA, 2570 nt
Organism: Salvelinus fontinalis (brook trout)
Lineage: Eukaryota; Metazoa; Chordata; Actinopteri; Salmoniformes; Salmonidae
Product: CXXC-type zinc finger protein 1-like
Exons: 15
Coding region: 225-2486 (753 amino acids)
Biological process (GO): positive regulation of DNA-templated transcription
Cellular component (GO): Set1C/COMPASS complex
Molecular function (GO): DNA binding; zinc ion binding
Source: RefSeq, a predicted model, not a curated record